Molecule: messenger RNA, 1333 nt
Organism: Batrachochytrium dendrobatidis JAM81
Lineage: Eukaryota; Fungi; Chytridiomycota; Chytridiomycetes; Rhizophydiales
Product: translation initiation factor eIF2 subunit beta
Exons: 4
Coding region: 685-1320 (211 amino acids)
Biological process (GO): formation of translation preinitiation complex; formation of cytoplasmic translation initiation complex; translational initiation
Cellular component (GO): eukaryotic translation initiation factor 2 complex
Molecular function (GO): translation initiation factor binding; translation initiation factor activity; mRNA binding
Source: RefSeq, a predicted model, not a curated record
AAAUAUGUCUUCGCUUCACGACGACGAAGUCGCUGCUGCCUUUGCUGGCGAGCUAAAGAAGAAGAAAAAGUCCAAGGCUAAAAAGACUGAAACUCUUACUGCUGCCGUCGAUGGGGAUCUUCCUGUUCAGGACCAGGCCGAGAUCGAAAAAGACACUGCUGCCAUGUUUGAUGACCUUAAGAAGAAAAAGUCCAAGGCUGCUGCUGUGGUGGUUCAAGACAUUGUUGAUGAAGAGGUUCCUCCUCCUGUCCAGGAGAACGACGAGGUCCCUGUUGCCAAUGAGGAUGACAUGUUUUCUGGACUUAAAAAGAAGAAGAAGAAGAAGACCACGUUUGUGGACGACGACGAGGCUACUACUGAAGACCCCAUAGUGCCUCCUGUAGAGUCCAUUGAAAAUGAGGCUCCUGCUGUGAUUGAACCUGAAGAUUCUAGCUCAAUGUUUAGUGAUCUCAAAAAGAAGAAGAAGAAGAAGGCUACUACCGAGGUAUGACGGCUAUACUUGCUAGUUGUGUUUUUGAUUCUACAUGUUUCCGAUUGCCAUUGAUUUUGAACAGAAUCUAUCCUCUUGUUCAUUAUAUUGACGCAUCUAUUCAUUCAACUCAAAUCUAGUCACAGGAUGGUGCACAUGCCGAAACAGACUUUGAUGCAACCUUUGGUGAAAAGAAGAAGAAGAAGAAGUCUGAUAUGGCAGCUUUUGAAGCUCUCCUCAAGGAUGGUGAAGAAACUCAAAAUGACGGCGUUUCUUUUGGUCAAUCUGAAGGUGCAGAGGGUGAAACCGAGUCAAAUGCUGCAUCCAAACUAGGCCAGGAAGCUUGGCUCUCAUCCAAUCGCGACUACACCUACAAUGAGUUGCUUACUCGUGUGUUUAACAUUAUCCGUCUAAAUAACCCUGAACGUGCCCAAGGUGGUACCGUCAAGUAUAAUAUUGUUGCUCCGCAAAUCUUGAAGGAAGGUUCCAAAAAAACCUCCUUUGCCAACUUGGUCGAUUUUUGUAGAAGGAUGCGUCGUACGCCUGAUCAUCUUGUUCAGUUUUUGUUUGCAGAGUUGGGUACCUCUGGCUCGAUUGAUGGUAACCAACGUUUGAUUAUCAAGGGAAAAUUCCAGCAAAAACAGAUUGAAAACGUGUUGAAGCGUUAUAUUGUCGAAUACGUGACCUGCAAAACUUGCAAAUCAGCUGAAACUGUAUUGACCAAAGAAAACCGUCUUUUUUUCCUGCAAUGUGAAUCAUGUGGAUCAUCGCGGUCUGUAUCUGCCAUCAAAACUGGAUUUGUUGCUCAAACUGCCAGACGUUCUGCGCAACGUGCUGCUGCUGGUCAAUAAAUCAAUUUUAUGG